Molecule: messenger RNA, 1643 nt
Organism: Medicago truncatula (barrel medic)
Lineage: Eukaryota; Viridiplantae; Streptophyta; Magnoliopsida; Fabales; Fabaceae
Product: nifU-like protein 4, mitochondrial
Exons: 6
Coding region: 189-1016 (275 amino acids)
Biological process (GO): iron-sulfur cluster assembly
Cellular component (GO): mitochondrion
Molecular function (GO): iron ion binding; iron-sulfur cluster binding
Source: RefSeq, a predicted model, not a curated record
CCUUUCAAUCGUUCUCUGAUUCUCUCCUCUUCCAAAACUGUUAUUCUCUCCAAAUUUCACAGCAAGAUUGAUCUUUCUAGCAAGAUUUCGAAGCAAUUUUGAAACAAGCAAGGAAGCGUAAGGGUUUGGAGCAGAGGAGGACAUAGCAAUAACAAUCACGAUAACAGAAGAAGACCAGAUCGUGAACGAUGACGGUGGUGAGGGGAAGUGUUUUCAGAUUAGGAAGACGAUUACGACUAGGAAUCUUAAAUUCCCUCAAACCAGAGACUAAUCACAAUACUCUAAAUACAAAUUGUUCUCGCUGCCUGGGCACAACGCCGUCGUUUCAACCUCGCAACCACAAUGCCUUUUUCUCUUCCCCCGCCUCACCAUUUCCUUCUCCAUUUUCCACCGGACAAAGGAGGACUAUGUUUAUCCAAACACAGUCCACUCCAAAUCCAGAGUCUCUUAUGUUUCAUCCUGGUAAACCUGUCAUGGAUGUUGGUAGCGCCGAUUUCCCGAACCCUCGUUCCGCCAUGAAUUCUCCUCUCGCUAAAUCAAUUUUCACUAUUGAUGGAAUUACUCGUGUUUUCUUUGGAUCCGAUUUUGUCACUGUUACCAAAUCAGAAGAUGCAUCGUGGGAAUUUCUCAAGCCUGAAAUCUUUGCUGCUAUUAUGGAUUUCUACUCUUCUGGUGAACCGCUGUUUCUAGACUCUCAAGCUGCCUCAUCCAAAGACACAGCAAUUCACGAUGAUGAUUCUGAGACAGUUGCGAUGAUCAAGGAACUUUUGGAGACUCGUAUUCGACCAACUGUACAAGAUGAUGGUGGGGACAUUGUAUAUUGUGGUUUUGAUCCAGAUACGGGGAUCGUCAAACUUAAAAUGCAAGGAGCGUGUAGUGGCUGCCCAAGUUCUUCGGUGACUCUGAAGUCAGGCAUUGAAAAUAUGCUGAUGCAUUAUGUACCUGAGGUCAAAGGUGUGGAACAAGAAUUGGAUGGUGAGGAAGAGGAAGCAGCUUUAAGUGGACAAACUGAGUAGUUGAUCUCGUAUUUUUCUAUAAUUGCGGUCUUCAAAGUACAACAGCAGUACAUGAUGGAGACCCAAAUGAGUUUAUACAAAAAAUAAAAAUAUUUAAUAAGUUGCGAGUUGGAUACAUUGCAGUAUGACAUGAAAUUUUUGUUCCGGGCUAGUUAUAUCUCAUUGGAAUAGUAUGACAGUAGUUCGUAACACUGUCCAUUACAGAAAGCUUGCAUAGGUACCCCCUAUCAGCCUGGGCUACUGCGGUUCUUGGUCUUUCCUUCUGAAUCAAAGUGCAAGGCAUCAUUAUUUGGCUGGCUGUUGGCAUUGUAUUGAGGACACACUUGCAUUGAUAUAAGAUUUGGUAACUUCCGCUUUUCUCCGUGUUCAAAUGAUGUAUGUGCAUGUUCAAGUAAACAAAAAAAAAGGCAUGGAUCAUUGUUGAUUUUCUUCCUGCUGUUGGUAUUCUAGUGUUGGUUCACAUAUUCUCCUAGCCAGAUAACAUUGGGGCAUUGAUUUCAUACAGCCAAACUGGCCGUUUCAUGCAAUAAGGAUUUCGUAGUGCUAUACCAUUUUUAUUUUUAUUUUUAUUGAGUGAAUUUUGACGGCUACUGAUAUAAAUGAAGCUUGCUUCAAACAUUUAUUAUA